Molecule: messenger RNA, 4147 nt
Organism: Vicugna pacos (alpaca)
Lineage: Eukaryota; Metazoa; Chordata; Mammalia; Artiodactyla; Camelidae
Source: RefSeq, a predicted model, not a curated record
CCUGGGAGGGAGGAGCAUCCUGGGGUCUUCUCUGAUCUGUCAACACCCAAGGUAUUCACAGGAAAUUCAAAGAACGCAGAAUUUAAGAAGUGCAACAUGGCCAGGGGCUGCCUCUGCUUCUUGAAGUACAUGAUGUUCCUCUUCAAUCUGAUGUUCUGGCUCUGUGGCUGUGGGCUGCUCGGAGUGGGCAUUUGGCUCUCCGUGUCCCAAGGCAACUUUGCCACCUUCUCCCCCAGCUUUCCCUCGCUGUCUGCAGCCAACCUCGUCAUUGCCGUAGGCACCGUCGUCAUGGUGACGGGCUUCCUGGGCUGCCUGGGGGCCAUCAAGGAGAACAGGUGCCUCCUCCUCAGUUUCUUCAUCGUGCUGUUGAUCAUCCUCCUGGCAGAGCUGAUCCUGAUUAUCCUCUUCUUUGUCUACAUGGACAAGGUGAACGAGAACGCCAGGAGGGACUUGAAGGAGGGACUGCUGCUGUACAACUCGGAGGACAACGUGGGGCUUAAGAACGCCUGGAACAUCAUCCAGGCCGAGAUGCACUGCUGUGGUGUCACGGACUACAGGGACUGGUACCCAGUGCUGGGGGAGAACACGGUCCCCGACCGCUGCUGCAUGGAGAACUCCCAGGGCUGUGGGCGCAACAGCACCACCCCGCUUUGGAAGAAGGGCUGCUACGAAAAGGUGACCAUGUGGUUUGACGACAACAAGCACGUGCUGGGCACCGUGGGGAUGUGCAUCCUAAUCAUGCAGGUCCUGGGCAUGGCCUUCUCCAUGACACUGUUCCAGCACAUCCACCGGACUGGUAAGAAGUACGACGCCUGAGCUGGCUGGCUGAGCGCCCCGGCCCCACGUGGACACUGUACCAGGGGAGAAUUCAGCUUUGUGUUGCCUGCCCGCACCCUCCAGACUGCUGACCCCUGCGCCCGCCUCCCCACCCGCCUCCCCCGCCAUCCCCCGCAGCCUUUUCGGUGGGAGGACGCUGGGGAGGAGGAGGUGCAGAGACCUGGGGUGCCGAGUUGCCCGAUUCCUGCAUCCGUGUAUUUGCCAAAGAAGACAGGGUGGGCGGGGGCAUGCUCUAGGAGCCCCCAGCACUGAUGGGUUUCUGCCCUGCCCUUCCGCAGCUGACACUUUGUCCCCAUGUGGGGGGAUCGCAGCGCCUCCUCCUGGUGGAGACGCUGCCCAACGAAGGCCCCUGGCGCUCACAGCCGCCCGAGUUGAGGAGAGUGGGUGUGCUAGUGGGGCUGCGGCUGACCGCCUCUGGGCCAGGACCCUGGGAGCAUCUUGCCCAGGCUUUUUAUACCUUACAGUGUAGCUUUUUUAUUUUAUUUUACUCUGAUUACGAUUAUUCAGGAAUACUCUCAGAUAAGUUUAGGGUUAGCUUUCUGAUUUAUAACUUUUUACUGCGUUGAUUUCUGUAACGGUUUGGUUUUCUUUCUGAGGGUGGGUGACGGGCGGGGGACGGGUGGGGACAGAGGACGGUUUCAAUCGGGACAGACAGCAGUGCACACUUGGGAGGCUCUUGUUGGGGUGGGGGGCAGCGCCAGGACACACUGAGGUGGGGGCGGGCUGGGAGGUGGGGGCCUGGAGGAGGCAGGUGGGAUGGAGGUGCCGGGAGCGGUGUGGAGGCGAGUCCUGAGGGACGGCCGAGGCCUGUGCGAGAGGCCAGGGCAGGGGGCCCUCUGGGGGCUGUGAGUGCUUUGCUGGGCCCGAAGCUGAGCGGUUGGGGGUCCUUAUGCUUCACUGGUGAGCAGCUCUUUUUCCUUCUUCCUCCCUCCCACCCUCUGCGGUGGGAGGGGCUCCCCUUCCAUCCCAUGCGGGCGUUCCCGCGACAGGUUCCGCAAACCCGUUCCUUUCACAGACAUUCCUGCUAGAAACUCCGACAAAUACCUCUCUAGUUCACAUGCUGCUCUCUCACAUUGCUUCUGGAAGGGGAAGCUGUCCUCAUGUGGAGCUGCUCACAUAGUUGGCAGAGGACCCGUGACUGCCAGGAGGAGCGGGUGGGGUGGGUGCUGCGACUGGCCCAGCCAGAGUCCCUGGGCUGCUGACUCCCUGCUGGGAGGGAGGGGAGGGUGUCCUUCCCGGUCCCAGGACCCACAUCUCCUUCCUCUGGGUUCACUGAUGUUGGGGUGGAUGGCGAUCACGUCCUCCAUGACCCCAAGGAAAAGUACAGAAAACCCAAGAGCAGUCAGAUGGGAUCCUGUUACAGUAGCCCCUGGACAAAGCAGCCUGAGGCAGGGCCUGGAGAUGGAUGGGCAGGGGGUGUUUGACUGCAGGGAGGUGCCCCGACCAGGGCUCAUGCUGGUCUAAGUGAAUUUUGCAGUAAAAAAAAAGUCAGGAAUCCGUGGGGCUGAGCAUGGAAAGUUUACCCACUAGCUAGCCAGCACCUGGAGCUCAUCCCCAGAUGGGCCUCGCCUGGGCACUGCCUCCGUCCUAUGCCGUUUAGCUGAGUAUCUGGACCUCUUCUGGGCUGCAUCUCUUCUCCAGCCUCCUCCAUCUGUUUGUUCUAAGAGCUGAGACCUGGCCAUCAAGCCAGCGACCCCUCCCCACCCUUAAGUCCAAGAUGGCUGGGACCAGGAGUACAGAACUUCAGGUGUGUUCCGGAUCACGUUCUAGGGGGCAUGGGGAGUGGAGAGGAGGGUGGUCUCAGACGGCUGGGCAGAGUAAAGACCGCCUCCUGGGACAGGAGUGGGGGUUGCUGAUGGGAAAGCCUGCCGGUAGGGCCUCAGGUGGAGGAUGGGCUGGUGCGCCGGAGAGCCACCCACCCAGCCCUCUGGCCCUGUCUCCCUGGGAAGGGCUUCAGUGCCUCCCGGGAACCCAGAUCUGCAGAGCCUGGAGCAGAUGGGCCACCAGGCCACCAUGAGGUCCCCUUGACAGACGAGCACUGAAGAGGCACAGUGGGACCUGCUGCGUCAUGAGUUUGUGAUGGGGGUUGUUGAUGCCGAUUAAUGCAAUUUCUAAUUUUUGUUCAAAUCAGCAGCAAAAGCCUAGCGCCUUGGGCGUGUAUGGCCUCCCUGGCGCCCUAGGUGUCUGGAGCGUCACAGGUGUCCUCUGGCUCUGGGACCCUUGCCUCAGUCUCCCUCCUCCUGCCAGCCCCCAACCUCGUCCGUCUGUCCUCAGAGCCUUGUUCACAGUUCCAAAAACUGCCUUCUUGCCUCGCCCUGUGCUUGGCUGUUUGUCACUUGGCUUGGCCCAUGCUGGGCAGCAGGCUCCGGGCACGGGGUUGGAGGCCCUUCUGGGCCCCAUGCGUGUCCUGUAGGGGGGUCCCACCACUGCGCGGAGGGCCUGCCGUGUGAUGUCAGUGGUGGUGGCCCGGCUUCAGUUUCUCCCAGCGACGGCCUCGUGGGCAGAGCUACCAGAGUCAGCCCCCUCCGUGGCGGCCCCUUGCUAGGGCUGGAGCUCCCUGGGGUCUGAUGCAGGCAGAUUGCAGAGUUGACGUCAAAGGCCAAGGUUCUGCAGGUUUCUGGAAGCGCCUGCCUCAUCCUGGCAGGGGAGGUGGGCGAGCAGGGCCGAGCAUGGCCCUUGGAGAGGGACAGGGAGCCCAGUAGGUGCCGACAGCCCCCCCCACCCCGCUGGAGGAGCACAGCCCGUCUCCCUGCCGACAUGGGCCUGCAUCGUGGCCUAUCACUCUGGAAAGGGUGCUGACCCGCCCCAGACCCUCACGCAGGUGUUCUGGCUUGAUUUGGAACCAGGUGGCCAUCCCUCCUUGCGCUGGCCAAAGAGCGGCCCCGGUGGAGGGGAAGGACGUCCCCGCCUCUCCGGCCCCUGCCCACCCGAUGGUGGAGGUGCUAACAGCAGGGACCCGGCAAGGACGGGAGCUGGGGCUGGGUGCCCGGGUCCACUCUGCCCCUUGGCCCUUCAGAGCCUGCCUCUGGCGUUCCCGUUCUCCCAGCCCCCUCUGCCGCGUGAGGCUGAGGUCCAGGCGUGUCCAGGCCUCCCUCCCUGGCCGGGCCCCGUGCAGCCAAGGCCGGGGCUCGAGUCCACAGCCUGCCCACCGGAGCGGCGCGGCCGAGCGGGGACAUGCGUGCUGGUUUCAGUGCACUUUUCUGCUUGCGAUGCCGGAUGUGUGCGCUCCCUUCAUCCUGGUCCUGGCUUUGUGGAACGCCAUGUUUUUAGCAUGUUUUUAAAUAAAAGCUGAUAACGUGCCAACAGCACA